CAGCUGCAGCACAAAAAAAACUCCACCCCUGGAUUUAGAAUCUGGCAAUGUAUCAGAGAACUGGGCAAAAUGGAGGGAGCUGAUAGAGCUGGUUUAUGCUGGACCGGAUGCAGCACAUUGGACUGACCAACAAAAGGCAGCAUACUUUCUAAUCAGUGUGGGCCAAACAGGUCGUGAU
Pelobates cultripes (western spadefoot toad) is the source of this 178-nucleotide messenger RNA. The record is from the annotation of a GenBank genome assembly. NCBI's taxonomy places the organism in Eukaryota, Metazoa, Chordata, Amphibia, Anura, Pelobatidae.